UCUAAUAUUUUCUCAUAAAACGGACAGUUGUCCGGCCUAUCGUAACAGCAGCAGAUAUCGAGGAAGACGGGCCAUAGGAUUCUGGCCAGUGAUAGCCGUUGAUGCGGCGGCGACUGGAGGCCAUGGAAAUAAGCACCUACUUUCGCCGGAACAAAUGGACUGCCAUGGCGGCGAGUGUGUGGAUCCAGUGCACGAGUGGCUCCUCCUACUGCUUCGGCAUCUAUUCACCUCUACUUAAAUCCUCGCAGUCCUAUGAUCAGUCUACCCUAGACUCGGUUGCCUUCUUCAAGGAUGCCGGCGCCAACAUUGGCGUACUCUCCGGAUUCUUAUAUUCUUAUUUCGCCAGCGGCGAUGGUCCGAUUGUCGUUCUCGCCGCUGGUGCCAUUCAAUGUUUCGCCGGAUACUUCCUGAUGUGGCUUUCUGUGACCGGUGCACUACCUCGCCCCCCACCUGGCCUCAUGUGCUUCUAUAUGUUACUUGCGGCACAUUCGCAGACUUUCUUUAAUACUGCUGAUGUGGUUACUGCUGUUGAGAACUUUCCGGGUAGUCGGGGAACCGUUGUCGGCAUCAUGAAGGGCUUUCUGGGUCUCAGUGGGGCUAUACUCAUUCAGAUAUUCCGAACAUUAUUUAAUGGCAACUCAAGCUCAUUUCUGCUGAUGCUUGCUCUGUUACCCUCACUCCUCCCAUUGUUGCUGAUGUUUUUCGUUCAAGUACACCAUACCAGGGGGGGAGAUAAUCUGAGAUAUCUUAAGGCUUUUUCUUUCAUUGUUAUGUCAGUUGCUAUUUUUCUCAUGAUUGUAAUAAUAGGAGAGCAUUUCAUCACAUUAAAAUUUUCAACCCGCAUCAUACUAUUCUUACUGCUGCUGCUUCUUCUCCUAUCUCCAUUAUCCGUAGUAUUCAAAGCUCAUUUAACAGAACUUAGAACCAGAUCAGAAUGUCCUCAUCAUGAUGAAAUCAGAUUGAUAGAAGAGAUAAAUCCAUUAAAAAAUAAGAUCGGCCAAGGUCAAACUCUUCUUCCAAGAGUUGAAAACAUGAAUCUAUUUCAAGCAAUGAGCACAUCUGAAUUCUGGUUGCUUUUUCUGGUCAUGGCGUGUGCAAUGGGCUCAGGUUUGGCAACUGUGAACAACAUAAGCCAAAUAGGAAGUUCACUUGACUACUCGAGCACAGAAACGAGCACUCUUGUUUCUCUAUGGAGCAUAUGGAAUUUUCUCGGUCGAUUCGGCGGUGGCUAUAUGUCGGAUUACUUCCUUCGCGAGCAGGGCUGUGCAAGACCAUUUUUUAUUGCCUUGACUCUUGCUCUAAUGAGUGUUGGUCAUGUCAUCAUCUCCUCUGGUUUUCCGGGCUCAUUGCAUUUGGGUUCAGUACUCAUAGGUGUCUGCUAUGGUUCACAGUGGUCACUGAUGCCUACAAUCACUUCAGAAUUGUUUGGUAUAAGGCAUUUUGGCACUAUUUUUAACACUGUGGCCAUUGCAAGUCCCGUUGGAUCUUUCUUCCUCUCUGUUAGGGUUGUUGGUUAUAUAUAUGAUAUGGAAUCAUCAUCUGGAAUUUGCAAGGGUAGACACUGCUUCAUGCUGUCUUUUCUUAUAAUGGCGUUCACAACAACGAUAGGAUUUUUCAUUUCCAUGGCUUUAUUUUUUAGAACAAGAAUGUUUUACAAGCAGUUCAUGCUGAUGAGGACUUUAUCCUGAGAUGCAAAUUAUUAUAUCUGGUAUUCACUUGCUAUUAAGGAGAAAAGCGUGAUCGAAGAUUUUAUAGAUUCCCAAUAAAUUGAACAGAAGAUGAUUGAAACUACUUUAAAUGGGUCGAUGAAGUAGAGGAUUUCACGUUCAGUAUGAAUUAUAUUGGAAGAGCUGCUUUUGAUGAGAUAACAGGACAAGAUGCUGAUGAUUAUCAAGCCACAAAAUUUCAAGUAAAAGUUGUGAUUACUAUUCUAAUAGCAAUUAUAGUGAAGAUUUUUUUUUUAAAGUUAGACAUGUUUUAAUUUUGUAGGUGAAAAUUUUUUUCACGUAGUUUGAAGGUGAAACUGCAUUUAACCCUGUUUAAAGUUUAGGGGUGUUUGUUUUGAUGUAUUGUGUUAAUAUUUUUUUGGUUUA
Phalaenopsis equestris is the source of this 2093-nucleotide messenger RNA. RefSeq names its product protein NUCLEAR FUSION DEFECTIVE 4-like. Lineage: Eukaryota; Viridiplantae; Streptophyta; Magnoliopsida; Asparagales; Orchidaceae. The record is from RefSeq and is a predicted model, not a curated record. Bases 102 to 1688 code for a protein of 528 amino acids. Gene Ontology annotation, biological process: transmembrane transport. The transcript has 3 exons. Gene Ontology annotation, cellular component: membrane. Gene Ontology annotation, molecular function: transmembrane transporter activity.